UCAUAAUUACUUUUAAACUAGUAAGUUUUUUACGUUUGCUGAAACUGCCUUAAGUAGGUAUUUCCUAAGUAAUGGUUGUAAAACUGUGUGGUAGCGCUUUUAUUGUGAAAUGAAAUCGGAAGUAUUGCUGUAUUAGCUUGUGCAGCUAGCAAUGGAGCGGUCUGGAGAAGCAUCGUGGAGGCCGCCCCGGGCUUGUGAUGACUAUUGGAGUGAAUUCAGACAUUGCAAAAGCUUGAGGAAUUGUUUUCACCACUAUUACACGUAUGGUACCUCCCCAUCUUGCAAGCAGUGGAAAGAGGAUUACCAUAACUGCAAAGAGUGGGAGAAACACAGAGGUGCAGAAGCAAAGGACGCCUUGCAGAAAAGUGAGAGGAACAGGGUGGCAGAGCAGAGAAACUUCACCCCAGUAUGGGAACUAAGGCGAGACCCUCCCAGAGACUGGCACAUGCCCUUGAAUCAGGAAAAGCCUCAGGACUCCUGAACUGUCACUAUCAAUCGGCUGUCUGUUCCAUGGUGGCCAAAGUAAAAUGAUGAUUUGAGACUUUAACAAAAUCAUAGAGAGACACUCGCUGGAGUGACAGGCCAUCACUCAUUGUCAUCUCAAAUUGUAUUUAGUGAGCUUCUGUUUCAAAACAGUGUUAGUGGCCGCCUCUAGUGGUCAAUGAUGAGUAUGACAGCAUCUAUAUAACCAGAGAGAUACAGUUGGAUCUGCAAAGGCAGUGUUGUUUUUCCCAUCAUAAAUUAUUGGUUCUCCAAAGCUUGUAUAAACAAAGGCACAAAUGCUGACUGCACAUACAGACUCAUUGUGAAUGAGUUUUGAGAUUAAAUGCCUUGUUUUUUUGUUUAGUGUAGAAAAGGUUUUUUGGGUUAAAAUAUGCAAAGGAAACAUUUCAUGUAUUCCAUCUAAGUAAUGAAUGACCUGUCGUGCGUUGUUUUGAUAAGGUUAACAUU
This is a messenger RNA of Etheostoma spectabile (orangethroat darter), 951 nucleotides long. It is a transcript of the gene c5h22orf39, whose product is annotated as chromosome 5 C22orf39 homolog. Lineage: Eukaryota; Metazoa; Chordata; Actinopteri; Perciformes; Percidae. Bases 152 to 481 code for a protein of 109 amino acids. The transcript has 3 exons. The record is from RefSeq and is a predicted model, not a curated record.